Messenger RNA from Lingula anatina, 2168 nucleotides. Its product is annotated as phosphatidylinositol N-acetylglucosaminyltransferase subunit Q. The record is from RefSeq and is a predicted model, not a curated record. Lineage: Eukaryota; Metazoa; Brachiopoda; Lingulata; Lingulida; Lingulidae. Gene Ontology annotation, biological process: GPI anchor biosynthetic process. Gene Ontology annotation, cellular component: membrane; endoplasmic reticulum.
CAGGUGCUCUAGAUAUCUGCUUGGAAAAGGAUGAGGAGGAUCCAAACGCCACAAAGGGCUUAACUCCCUGGAAUACUUUUUUCCUUAUAUUAUACAUAUUUCUUUCAAAGGACUGCUUAAAGGAGGGUUACAGUAAGAUGGAAAUAAAACAGGAUGUCUUGAGGCUAUUUUUACCAUGCCAGUGUUUGGUGUCAGCACCAGGGUACCUUGUUGGUGUUAUCCUGAAACAAAAUAACUUUGUUUGUAUCACUGGGCUUGUGCACAAUGCCAGGAAUGGACAUCUUUUCGAAGAUAUUAAAACUAAGAAAGAUAACAUGAGGGUUGUUGGAAGGUGGAAAAGACUGAAUGAGGAUCCACUGAUGAAAGGCGAUAUUCAGGUUGAUGGGAGAAAUGAUAUUUGGAUAUUACUGGAAGAGGGAAUUUCAGGUCUUCCAACUUGUACAGUUAGUGAAGACUUUAUGGUCACAAAUCACCUCACAUGUGUGACAGUUAUCAUUUUUGAUGCUUCAUUGCUGCUGGCAUCCAUGUGUAUUAGAGAUAGGUUUAACUGUUACCAAGAAUCGAAAUCUACAGUUCUGGCAUGUUUGGUGAAAUGUUUAAAAACUCGCCAAGAGGCUUCUGAAGAAAUAAACUCUAGAAUCAAGGAACACAACACAUAUGAAAGUUUUACACAUUUAAUAGAACCUGGUCCAGUGGAAAGUUUUUCCACUUUCAGUUUAAUGACUGUGUUUCAUAAACUGCUUCUGUUGGUAGUGGCAUGUGGAAGCAAGAUAGGAAAUUCAAGGUUUUUCCAGAACAAAGUUUCAGAUUUCAUUUUGAGCUUGUUUGCUUCUGUUACCCAAAUUAAGCUAAAGUACAGGCAACUUUGUCGAGCAGUUAUGGACACAGGAGAGGGAUCAGGUGCACACUUUAGAGUCCAGAACAUAGCCAGCCUUUUGUUGUUAGACAUUGUCAUUGGCAUCUUAUUUAUGAUGUGGAUGUCCAGCAGUGCUCAAACAGAUUUAAUAGCCAACUGGAUGAUGACACAGGCUGAUCAUGUGAGCAGGCAGCUGAAUGUUCUGUUAAAGUGGAUGAUGGGCUUUCCUGCAGGUCUGAAACUCAACAGCCAGUUAGAUCAGCUGCUAGGGAACUUCUUUUUAUAUCACAUUUUUCUUUGGACAGGCUACCUUAAUCUGCUCAGGCCAGUGUUAAGUCAUGUUUUGCUGUUCAUCUCAUAUAUGGGCUGUCUAGGCUUUACAGUACAACUUUGUCUCCUGAGGGAUCUGGUCUCCAUGGCAACACUUCAUAUCUAUUGUUUUUAUGUCUAUGCUGCAAAACUUUACAAUCUGCAGGUCUCUGUCCUUGGUUCACUUUGGAGAUUAUUCAGAGGGAAGAAGUGGAAUGUUUUGAGACACAGAGUUGAUUCAGCUUCAUAUGAUGUAGACCAGCUGUUUAUUGGCACUCUUCUGUUCACCAUCCUCCUGUUUUUGUUGCCUACUACUGCUCUGUACUAUGUGGUCUUUACAGCAUUAAGGCUGUUGGUGCUUACGUUCCAAGGAACACUCUUCAAAACUGUUGGAUUUGUGAACAGUUUACCAAUAUAUAGUGUGAUAUUGAGAUUAUUCCAUUCAGAACAGAUAGCUGGUGACAUUUGCCUUGAAGUUUUGAACAAAAUUUCCCAAGGCCCACUUUAUUUGACUUGUGCAGUGAUUCAACUUCCUUUCUCCAAGAUUUACAGUAUGUUUCGUCUGGAUGUGCAGAAAACAGAAUCGUAUUACACAUGGACAAAGUUUGGCAAAAGACUCAUUUUAGGAGAAUUGGUAUAUCCUUGGGUUGAAAAGGGAGACUGAUAAACUAUUCACUGUUCUCUGUCAAAAAGGAAAUUAAAGCAUACGCUUAUUAAAACAAGCAUAAGUUAAGGUCUGGGCAUAAUAUAACCUUCAAAUGGCCUCGGUUUGCAAAAUGUUGGAAGAUUUACUCUGAGACUUAAUGACCUGCCUGGCUGCGUUGUGGGUAAAAAUAUUACCUAUGUAAAGUGUGUAUUUUUUAAGCAGGCAUGGGAAAAGAUGUGGUCAUUUGCAGAAUCUCUUACCUUUGGAGUGAUUAGUUUCAGACCAAACGGUACCUGCAGUAUUUUGAUACGUUAAACCAUGUUAUAUUCUGUAAAUAAAAUUAUAUAAUAAAUUAAU